CUCUCUCUCAGUCUCAGUCUCUGCAAAUCGCUCCCCUUUCUCCGUCCCAGGUUAAAUACGUACACACGUCUUGUCUCCUCUUUUUUUUUUUCUUUUCCAUCCUCCGGGAUCCGACGUCCGACGCCGUCGUACACGUCUCUCUCAGGGCACUCAGCUAGCUAGCCAACCAGCCAGCCAGCCAGCCAGCCAGCCAAGCCAGGAACAAGACCUGGAGAGUGAGGGUGUCCUUGGGGUCGGGUCCAGUCCAGGCCCUUCAUCCAGUGCCCAGUCGUCGCCAAUCUCGGAUGCGUCUGUUCCUGGCAGACAGACGGGCCACUGCACCGUCUCCACCAGGGGAAGCUGCUGCUGAUCACUGUCACAAUCCCUCCUCGAUCCAAGAUUAACAAGAUCCCACCAACGAAGAAGAGAGCAAAGCUGGUUUUCCCCCAGGUCAAUUGAUUGCGCAUAUUGAAGAGGCAUCGAUCCGGUCAUCUAGGCAGUGAGUGCUUCAAGCGGAACUGGCGAGAAAGGGAACGGACUAGCCCCUGUGUGUGAGGUGUGUUUGUGUGUGUGUGUGUCUCUGUCCUUGGUAACAAGUACAGCAACUGGGAAGGGAAAUCGUUAGCAAGAGGCAAUUAUCGGGCUUGUUAUUGUUCGGAAAUCGGAUAUGACCAAGUUCAACAACUGACAGGUCCAAAAAAAAUGACCGUCCCGAUGGAGGGCAUCGAAUCCACACCGGCAUCGGAUCCGGCACCGGCACCGGCACCAGCGGCGGCACAGCAGUCGGACCGUUCGGGGGGUCUAUUGCCGCCAAUCCACACCCUGCCAAUGCCGCCAGCUCCGGCAACCAACAACUCCAACAAGAACAACAACAACAACAACUCCAACCGUCCGUUAACGCCGCCCGUCCAAGCCGUUGCAGCAGCAGCAGCAGCAGCAGCAGCACCACCGCCGCCGCCACCACACCUUCCGCCUAUCUCGGCUUUCCCAUCCUACCAAGACCAAUAUCAACAAUCGCCACAUCAACACUCAUCACCGUGGCAACCCAUCCAGAUCCCCGGACUAACCCCUCCAAGUCAACCCUCGUACCAGCCGUCGCCGUCAUCCGCACUUACGCCGUCGCCCACUGCUGUCAAUCCCACCUCGCAACAACAACAACAACCACAUCAACAACAGCAAAUCACCCUCCCCGGUCCAGCGUCGUUAUUAAACACUCACCACACCAACGCGUACCUUUCCGUUGUUGCCGCAUCUACGCAGCCGCCCAGCAUCGCAAUCCCGUCAAUCACCACUAUUCCAUCCCAUGCCGCCCGCCCGGAACGAGCCCGUCAGGACCAACCGAACCGACAGGGACAGGGCCAACCUAAGAGGCGUAACCGUCCCGCUGUCUCAUGCAUCCCAUGCAGAGGCCGCAAAAUCAAAUGCGACAAACAGAAGCCGUGCGAAAGCUGCGUCAAGUCCAAAUAUAUCAAGGGUCCCUGCAGGUACGAUAAGAGUCGCUUACCCAAGGAAAAGAGAUGGCCAGGCGAAGCAGAUUCGAGAAUUCCUUCGCCAGAACCGCAACAGCGACAACAACACCCGUCUGUCCAGCCUGUUGACCCGAACAUUGGUGGUGCGCCAUAUGCCAUCGUGAAGGCGGAAGAGAGGACUUCCAUGCCUGGGCCGCCGCCCCCUACUGUGGAUAUACCAUAUCGCGACUCCGAGUCUGUUUCUUCGGACGGGUAUGACGGCGAAUCAGCUAGUCCCCGGCUGCCGCCCGUAUCGUCGGCUUCCAGUCCGUUUCCUCGUCAUGCCCAUCCGGUGUCUGUUGCGGAGGGAACAGAGGCGUUGAGGAGGGAGGUGUGGAUGUUGCGACAGCAGGUCGAGGAGUUGACACAUCGACAGCAGCUCCAGCAGCAACUGCCACCAGGACAAAGGCCGUUGCCGGAAUCAAGACCUGAAUCUCAGACUGGCGAUAAUCGCUGGCCCAUCAACCAACUCUUCCCACUAGUCACUAGCGCCAGCUACAAAGUCUUCAAGGAACCUAACGACAACGGCAAGGCCUUGACCAACCUCCGAACAUGCACCCUUCUCUCGCAGAAAAUCGAGGAAGCACAAUCCGGAAGCAUCCAUCCCCUCGGCUUCAGCGACAUCGGCGGCAUUCUCCCCCUGUCGUACCGCCAAGACGCCCAACGUCUAGCCGAAGCCUACUUCCGCACUUUCGAGAGCGUCUACCGCAUUCUGCACGUGCCUACCUUCUGGAGGCGGUUUGGAGAGUAUUUUGGUGGUCAGCUUGACGGCCAGCUCGCCAAGACCUUCCUUGUCCAGCUUCAGCUUUGCAUGGCUAUCGGGUCGGUCUUUGAGGAUGCCGGCGGUUUAUUGCGGAGGUAUCAGGAAAGAUGGAUUCAGGAAGGCCAGUCGUGGCUUCUCCUUUGUCCGCCGACAAACCUUGCCGGGUUGCAGACCAUGUGUCUUUUACAUCUCACCAAAGAGGUCUGCGGAUUUGGUGGAAGUGGGGGCGAAGGAACCUACAACUCGGCCGGUUCUCUGCUGCGAAAAGCCAUGUGUCUAGGCCUAAACCGGGAUCCUGACGCGUCCAUGCCCAUAUACCAAGCCGAACUGCGUCGACGAUUAUGGGCCACCAUUUUGGAAAUGCUUGUCCAAUCGAGCUUGGACACCGGCCUUCCACCGGGUAUCUCGCUCGCCGAAUUCGAUACUAGCCCGCCGGCAAAUUACGACGACGAGCAGCUUACCCGCUCGAGCUCGGGUCCCCGUCCCUCCGGGACAUUCACGCAAACGACCAUCCUUGUCGAAUUGCACCGUUCGUUUCCUGUGCGGUUAGCUAUCGCUCAACAUCUCGCCACGCUUCUCAAGUCCCCCAACACAAAGCCCCCGGCAGUCGAAUCCGGACCGACGACGAAGUCUCUCAGCACCGAACUGAUAAGUGCAUCACGUGCACUAGCGGACGCGCUUCAACCAGGCUACGACCCUGCCGGCAUCCUGCCGAAUAGGAUCUCCGCGUUCCAGCUUCGGAUGGCGGAGAUGUUAGUGGACCGGUUUUUUCUGGGGUUAAAUCUGGCCUUGGUAAAACCCUUGGAGGUGGAAAUGCCAGAAAUUCGAACAUAUUGUGGCGCAGCAGCCGGCACAAUCUGGAGCGCUGUUGUUUCGGGUCUAAGCAACCAAAGAAAAACAGGAGGAAGCUCUGGGAAAGGAGCGGCGCAAGGUCACCAAAUGGACGACUUCACGACCCUGGUAAGCCGCGGAAGCGGAACCUCGUAUCACGCAACCGCCACGGUGGCCGUUUUGACUCUGCUGGUGGAAUUGAGGCGGCAGAUGGAGGAGGAAUGGCAACAACGGAGACUCCGACAGGGCUCAACCUCGACAGCCUCACCAAGCAACAAGAACAACGACUGGGAAGAACAAGACACAUCAGCAGAAGCAACGAGACAAGAAUUUCUGGACCUGGCUUGUUCAGCUGUCGACUGGAUUUUUGGCAGAAUCCAGCUUGCGAGCGUGGAUACAGGGGCGUAUGUUUGGAUGUACCUGCUUUCCUCGGCAGCUUUGGAAGAGGUGAAGGCUUUGCAGAGGAGGUGGGUGGCUCAUUUGCGGCAGCAGGAUUUGUCCUCGAAUCCUCCGACAGAGGCCAACGUGGAAAGACAAAGGGAAGAACAACUAAAAGAGCUGGUGAAGGAACGGAUUGCGAGUGAUUUGAACAGGGUUGCCGAGCUUAUGAGGGAGGUUUGGCAGUUCACCAAGGAGGUGAAUGGGACUGGCAAUGAAAGUGGAAGUGGAAGCCAAAGCAAUGGUGAGAUGGCUGGGCGGCAAAGAAAUGGCGAUACUGCUGCAUUGGCGGGCAGGACCGCUAGCGAAACAAGCUUGGAGCUGGAGAAGAUGGCAGAGAGGGGAGAGCGUCCAGUCAUCCGCUUUAAUUCGGUCUUCGAUCUGAGAAAUUACAAAUUUAUUUAUAUGCAAGAGUUGAUGGACUACUAGUAGGCAUAUCUGCCACGCAUUUAUGGUUGAUUGGAUCGGACCGAAUCGGAGGCGGUAGAGUGUCGGCAGCAGUCGGAAAAUGUGGGGCACAGAACGGGCCGGGUAUGGAUUAUUGCUUCAUUACAAGGAAAUAAAUGGUUGGGAGAGAAACAGGGCAAUAGAUGGUCAAGCAACUGUAUGUGCGGGCAUCUUGGGCACAGGAGAAAUGGAGGCCUAUGUGUGUUGUUAGCUAUUUGGGGGCUGUCGUCGAUUCCUUGGAGGAUUUGACGCUUGCAUUCGGUUGCCCCCCAGGCGGUCACUUGAUUAUGGUUGCUCGAUGGACAGAGUUAUCAAGCUCAAUGCAUCGAUAUAUGCAUCAACAUACAACGUGGAGGGCAUUCUUAGGAUAAUCUUAGAUAAUGGGGACAUGAAUGAUUGGAAGUGUCACGUAGGUGGCCGACACUGGUAGUAUCGGAUAGAGUAAACACGUGCCGUCUUAUUGGAA
This is a messenger RNA of Neurospora crassa OR74A, 4432 nucleotides long. RefSeq lists its product as hypothetical. The record is from RefSeq and is a predicted model, not a curated record. Gene Ontology annotation, molecular function: RNA polymerase II cis-regulatory region sequence-specific DNA binding; zinc ion binding; DNA-binding transcription activator activity, RNA polymerase II-specific. NCBI's taxonomy places the organism in Eukaryota, Fungi, Ascomycota, Sordariomycetes, Sordariales, Sordariaceae. The coding region runs from base 682 to 3948 and encodes 1088 amino acids. Gene Ontology annotation, biological process: regulation of transcription by RNA polymerase II; DNA-templated transcription. Gene Ontology annotation, cellular component: nucleus. The transcript is spliced from 3 exons.